ACGUCGGCAGAGAGAACUCCAUACGAAAAAAGGAGGAAAAAAAGUUUAGGGACCUCGCAAACAGUCACGUGGUUUUCACAUUUAAAACAGCAAAGAAUAUUUCAUAUAGUAUAAAUUAGCAGACCUGAGGCCCGAUGCCAAACUGAGAUUGCGAAAAGUUUUCCGGAGGUGCAGCGCACCCGUCGUUUGUCUCAGGUGCGCUAUUUCAGGAGUAAAUAACGUGAUAUCGAGCGGACCGUUUUGCUGCUAAGAAUUUGCUAUAAACAAUGGUCAAGAACGUGAACUGUGAGCUGCAGCACGGAAGCGUGGCCCAGGAGCACGAGACCGUCCAGGCUGGAAUGGAGCCCUUCGCAGAUGAGGGGAAGGAGAGGAAGGAGCUCUCUGCUGCUGCGCCCGGUGUUCUCUGGCGAGUGACCGGAGGCCUCUUCAGUGCCACCAAGGGUGUUGUCGGGGCAACAGUCGGGGGAGUGGCCUGGCUAGGCGGGAAAAGCAUGGAGAUCACCAAAUCAGCAGUCAGCUCUGUCCCCUCUGUUGGUGUUGGCCUGGUAAAAGGUGUAGCCGGGGGGGUGUCGACAGUCGGUGCAACCGUAGCUAGCAAAGUUCCGUUCACAGGGAAGAGGAAAGAUAAGGCAGAGUGAAGAUUACAGUGAAGAAGAUGAUGACUAUGAUUUUGGACAAGGAGAGUGCACCUCUGAGCCCUGACACGAGUUUGAUUCCUUGUACUGGUGCAGCAUACUUUUUUUUUUUUAUAUAUAUAUAUAUAUAUAUAUAUUUUCUGUGUUUCUGGCUUUUCUAAAUGCUGGUUGUUUGAGUGUUUUUUUUGUUUUUUUUUGGUUCAGGGCAUCCUGAUGUUGGCUCCUAUUCAUGGUGACAUACUCGUGAUCAAUGGUGUUUUCAUUUUCAGCAGAGAUGUUCUGCAGUCUCUGAAAUAUUUUGUAAUCAGCCUUUCCAAAUGCAAAGGACUCUGAACAUUUGAAAAAAGGGGGAACAUUUCAAAAGAACAUUAGAGGGUUUCUGCUGUUGAUGUAUUGGGCUGCUUUGGCAAAAAUUUUAAUCAUGAAACAAGACCUUACUGUUUACAAGCAGAAAACAAUAUUUAAAGAUGCCCAUUUCUCCAGUGUAUCAUCAAGUGGAGCUCUUUAUAGCUUGUGUAUGUGGAGAUUUUCUAUGUAAUUUCUGCAUUGCAAGGUUUGCCAUUAUGUGUGUUUUUCUGUCUGUAAACUUGUGCUCUCUCUUCUUUAACUAAAAUAAAGCCAUAUAGAUCUUUAUUGUAAA
This is a messenger RNA of Electrophorus electricus (electric eel), 1275 nucleotides long. Its product is annotated as transmembrane protein 263. The record is from RefSeq and is a predicted model, not a curated record. NCBI's taxonomy places the organism in Eukaryota, Metazoa, Chordata, Actinopteri, Gymnotiformes, Gymnotidae.